Molecule: messenger RNA, 1411 nt
Organism: Cajanus cajan (pigeon pea)
Lineage: Eukaryota; Viridiplantae; Streptophyta; Magnoliopsida; Fabales; Fabaceae
Source: RefSeq, a predicted model, not a curated record
GAGAAAAGAAAAGGAAGUAAAAUAAAGAGGUAUAAACAUAUUGAAUAGUGUACAAGAUAUAGACCCUCUUUAUUUAUUUGGAAGCAGAAUCACCAACUAUAGCCUUAACUCAGACAAGAAUUUCUAAGAGAAUGUCUUGGUUCCUUGUGCUACUGUUUCUCAGUCUCACAUUUGGUGCUAUUCAAUCUGAGUCUAGCCAUGACAAGAUGCCUCCUUCUGCUGUUGUGGUUGGCACUGUUUACUGUGACACAUGUUUCCAACAGGAUUUCUCCAUGGGCAGCCACUACAUUUCAGGUGCAUCAGUAGCUGUAGAAUGCAAAGAUGGUUAUGGGAGCUCAAAGCCAAGGUUCAGGAAAGAAGUGAAGACAGAUGAGCAUGGUGAGUUCAAGGUGCAGUUACCUUUCUCAGUGAGUAAACAUGUGAAAAGAAUCAAGGGAUGCACUGUGAAAUUAAUAAGUAGCAGUGAGCCUUAUUGUGCAGUGGCCUCAGCAGCAACUUCUUCAUCACUACGCCUCAAAUCCAGAAAGCAAGGACUACACAUAUUCUCAGCUGGUUUUUUCUCAUUCAAGCCUCUAAAACAGCCAAAUCUUUGUAACCAGAAACCCAGCACUGAAAAUAUCAAGGGCCUUGAUGAUGUGAAAAGUUUAUUUCCUCCAAAAAUAGAUCCAUCAUUUCCUCCACCACUUCAAGAUCCAAACACACCUGGUGGUCUUCUUCCUCCCCUUCCUGGAUUACCAACCCUACCACCAUUGUUGCCACCCCUCCCUCCUCUUCUAAACCUUCCAGGAAUACCAUGGUCACCACCAGUCCCCGCAGGAAUUACUAAUGAGUCCCCAAAUGUUCAACCUUCAGAGCAGAAAAUAGCCGACCCUAAUAACCUCAUAUUUCCUCCCAACCCAUUGUUUCCACCACCCAUUGUCCCCAACCCAUUUCAACCACCACCCUUAGUCCCCAACCCUCUUCAGCCACCUCCUGUAAUUCCUAACCCAUUACAGCCACCAGGCCCAUCACCACUUGUUCCUAACCCAUUCCAGCCUCCCUCAUCAGGAACAUCACCACCACUGUUUCCUUUCCCAACAGAACCGGGUUCAACUCCAUCAUCAUCACCACCAGCUUUUCCCUUUCCUUUCCCUCCACUAUUCCCUCCACCCAGCAGUCCUGACACACCCUCCACUUCUUCAAAGAAUGCUUCUCCUUAACUAAAUAGUAGCUAUCCAUGCACAAUUCACUAAUAAUUCCAUCCAAAUGAAGAUCUUACUUUCUUGAUGGAAAUUGUAAUAUGGUUAUGAUAUGAAUAGAAAAAUUAGCAUGGUGAAUAUGCACCCAUAUAGUGACUACUGCUGAAAAAAUUGAUACGUGAUUCAUGUAUUAUUAGUAAUAAUUUAAGGAUGUGGUCAUAUUAGAGAUUCAA